Molecule: messenger RNA, 432 nt
Organism: Lycium barbarum (goji berry)
Lineage: Eukaryota; Viridiplantae; Streptophyta; Magnoliopsida; Solanales; Solanaceae
Exons: 2
Coding region: 1-432 (143 amino acids)
Source: RefSeq, a predicted model, not a curated record
AUGGCUAACCUUACAAAACUCGAGUUCGUUGCCCUUGAUAUUUCGGGCAAGAACUACCUAUCAUGGGUGCUAGAUGCUGAAAUCCAUCUUGAUGCUAUGGGUCUUGGAGACACCAUUAAAGAAAAUAAUAAAGCAUCCAACCAAGAAAAUGCCAAGGCUAUGAUAUUCUUGCGUCAUCAUCUUGAUGAGGACCUGAAAAUUGAAUAUCUUACUAUUAAGGAUCCACUCGUUUUAUGGAAAACCUUGAAAGAAAGAGAAAAGAUUAGUGAUUCUGAUAAGCUGGAAAAGACGUUCUCCACUUUUCAUGCCUCGAAUGUGCUCCUGCAGCAACAAUAUCGAGAUAAAGGUUUCACAAAGUAUUGUGAUUUGAUUGCUCAUCUUUUUGUGGCUGAACAAAAUAAUAAUUUGCUGAUGAAAAAUCGCGAGAAUUGA